Messenger RNA from Saccharomyces eubayanus, 966 nucleotides. RefSeq lists its product as uncharacterized. Lineage: Eukaryota; Fungi; Ascomycota; Saccharomycetes; Saccharomycetales; Saccharomycetaceae. Bases 1 to 966 code for a protein of 321 amino acids. The transcript has a single exon. The record is from RefSeq and is a predicted model, not a curated record.
AUGGUUGACGCUAAAGGUAGUACACCAUGUUUGAUCGGAGACUCUAUAAGGAACAUCAAUGAUCAAAACAGUUUAGAUUUUCAAUACAACAACCAGUUCAAAGAGGAAGACGAAUCCUUGAGGUUGCUAUCGCCACAAACGAGUUCCAAUCAUGCCCUGAGCAAAAUGCAGAAGGACGAUGAUAUCCGAGAUAGAUCUUACACAUCUGUAGCGGAAUUGAACCGUGAAGGUGCUUUAUUAACCGACGAAGUUGAUCUGGAUAAUGUCGAUGCUUCGAAGAUUCGCAGUAGUAGGGACGAUUUAGAAGCUGAGGAGAAGAGAAAAAAACUACUGUUAUUGAAGAGAAAGCAAAGAAAUAAGUCCAUCGUCUCAGACAGUUUCUCCUCCCCUUCAUUGCGUGCUUCCAAGUCAACUUCACUAAUCACAUCGACUGAUCCAGUUGAAGACCACAUCAGUAAAUAUUCAUUAUCAGGCACACCGGUUAAUAUUACAAGUAACGCUGGCGAAGAGGACGAGGACAUAAUUAGAAACUCGUACGGACAAAUGAUCAAAAACAACUCUAAUAGACCACAUUUAGCCAAGGGUGAAUCGUAUCAAUCCGCACAACAUGAAACAGACCAUUUAGCGCCGGAGAAUCCUGAGAAAAGACAAGAAAGAAGCGGUAGAUCUUAUGAUAGACAAACAUCAUCGACUGAAUUUUUAAGAUCCUUAUCCAGGUCAAUAAGUCGUGAUCCUAUCAAGAAUAAAACCGUUUCACCCGCUAAUGAAGAAGACUCUAGGAUGUACAGCACCAGCAACUACUCUAUAUCGUUAGUUGACUUGGAAAACAAGCCCAAAACCAUCACGGAAACUCUGGAAGAAGAGCAAGAGGAUGCCGAAAGGGAAGGUGUUUUGUUGGAAGACGAGGGCAACGAAGAGUACCCCAGGGAUUUGGAAGAGGCAGCUAACAAAGUUGAACAAUCGUAA